Gongylonema pulchrum is the source of this 1165-nucleotide messenger RNA. NCBI's taxonomy places the organism in Eukaryota, Metazoa, Nematoda, Chromadorea, Rhabditida, Gongylonematidae. The record is from the annotation of a GenBank genome assembly.
GCAGCGUUCCGGAGCGGUGCAGCAGGUGUUGCGCUUUGUGCGCGUGCUGGCGCGUGACCAGAGUAACCUGGACGAGCUGUUGUGCGCCGAGUUGGUGCAACGGGUGCUGGACGCAAGUUUCCCACGCAGCAGUGGCGAGUUUCACUGGGAGACGCUGGUGCAGGCGGAGAUGUGUCUCAUCAAUUUGCUCUUCAACAGCAACCUGGCCCGAGAGCAGUUCACGGAAGUGUGCACGCAGCUUCUGCAUCGCAUCGCUCGUCUGGCUGGCCCAGUGCAGCAGCAGCCGCCGGCUCAGACGAACCAGUCGGCGGCCGCUUCGGAAGAGCUGCAGUUCCUGGAAGCGCUGGACAGUGAGCAGGCGAGCCAGAUUGUCUUCUACGAUCUCCGAAUAGCGUUUGUUGCGAGCGCCCACUCCAAGAAGCUGCAGUCGCGGUGGCGUAAAAGUGGCUGCGAAGUGUUCCUGGAUGUGCUGGAGCGCAGCUUGCCGUUGCCGGAGAAGCUGAAAGUUGAUUGCGGCGAGACCGAAAGCAACAAGGAUGCCGAGCUGCUGGGCACUUACCUCACUGUCCUCAUACAUCUUUGCUCGCAGGUGAAAGAAGCGCGGCGUUAUGUCCGAUUACGAGUGCUCCCACCGUUGCAUGCGAUGGAUGUGAAGCGCCGUCCGGACGAGGGUGCGGAGCUGCGCAACCGCUUGAUCCGGCUGAUGACGAGCAUCUCGAACAGCUGCAAUCUGGCAGCCGAGUUCAUCUUCAUACUGUGCAAGAAGAGUGUGAGUCGUUUUGUGAAGUAUUGCGGGUUUGGGCAUGCGGCUGGUCUGUUGGCAAAUCGCGGUAUCUUGGGGGCCCUGAAUACGCCGAAGAAUCCUUCGGAUAGCGAGGACUCGGAGACGGAAGAUUACAAGGCAGUUCAGGGUCAGGUGAAUCCGGUGACUGGCUGUAUUGAGCAGCCAGGAGAGGACCCGUUUGCUGGGAUGACCGAGGAGCAAAAAGAGUACGAGGUGCAUCGGCUGAUGAAUGAUAUCAGUAAAUUGAUGGAUCAGGGAGUGAUCACACCCGGACAGAUCGGCCCUGAUGGACGUCUACGACCAGCGAAGCAUGUCCUGGAACUUGUCAAAAAUGCGGACGAUAAAACAAGCGAAAAUGCCAGUGAUAGUGAUGUCGAUUGA